Messenger RNA from Corvus hawaiiensis (hawaiian crow), 675 nucleotides. RefSeq names its product histone H2A. Bases 25 to 414 code for a protein of 129 amino acids. The record is from RefSeq and is a predicted model, not a curated record. The transcript has a single exon. Gene Ontology annotation, cellular component: nucleosome. NCBI's taxonomy places the organism in Eukaryota, Metazoa, Chordata, Aves, Passeriformes, Corvidae. Gene Ontology annotation, molecular function: structural constituent of chromatin; DNA binding; protein heterodimerization activity.
GGCGGCGGGGCAGCGUCAGCAGCGAUGUCCGGCCGGGGCAAGCAGGGCGGGAAGGCGCGCGCCAAGGCCAAGUCGCGCUCGUCGCGGGCCGGGCUGCAGUUCCCCGUGGGCCGCGUGCACCGGCUGCUGCGCAAGGGCAACUACGCGGAGCGCGUGGGCGCCGGCGCCCCGGUGUACCUGGCGGCCGUGCUGGAGUACCUGACGGCCGAGAUCCUGGAGCUGGCGGGCAACGCGGCCCGCGACAACAAGAAGACGCGCAUCAUCCCCCGCCACCUGCAGCUCGCCAUCCGCAACGACGAGGAGCUCAACAAGCUGCUGGGCAAGGUGACGAUCGCGCAGGGCGGCGUGCUGCCCAACAUCCAGGCCGUGCUGCUGCCCAAGAAGACCGACAGCCACAAGGCAAAAAGCAAGUGAAACAUCUGAGGAGCACUCCCACCUCAAGUAACCCAAAGGCUCUUUUCAGAGCCACCCACUUCCUCAUAAAAGGAGCUGUACAUCCUAGUGAAAAAACAAACUAAAAAACUCCAAUCGUCUCCUUAAAAACGCCAAAACAAAACCUAAAACGAACAACCCACCCCCAAAGCCGUAGUAUCUUAGCUCUUAAAAAACUAGCAAACCACCCCAAACCCUUUACAUCUUGGCUCUUUAAAAUUAAAUUUUAAAAAAAAUUCAUUA